CUCUAAGUGAACUUCAAUGCAUUUCUCUGACAAAAGUACGUACAAAGAACUAGAAACCUUUUGUUGAAUCAUCUACUUACUGAAGACAAUAUGGCUGAAGGAAUGACUGAUGAGCAACUCCAAACAUUUGUAGAAGAUUACAGGAAAAAGCAGUUCAAAAGAAGUGUAUCUCACAGUCACAAACAGAGAGAGAGAAAAGUGUUUGUUAACAGGAGUGUGAGCAUGGACAGGAUUAAGUACAUUGGUUUUGACAUGGACUACACCCUGGUUGCAUACAAGUCUCCUGAGAAUGAGAUGCUUGCGUUUGAUAUGGUUCUGGACAGACUCAUCUCCAUUGGUUACCCUCAGGAACUCAAGAAACUAGAGUAUGAUCCUACUUUCCCUCUCAGAGGUCUCUUUUUUGACAAAGUCCACGGCAAUCUGCUAAAAGCGGACCAGUUUGGAAAUAUCCUGUCUUGUUUCCAUGGAUUCAAGUCUUUGACUCCGAAAGAAAUACGAUCGUUCUAUCCCAACAAGUAUGUACAGCCCAUGGAUGAGAGGAUCUUUAUUUUGUACACCCUCUACAAUCUUCCCGAGGUAUACAUUCUCAGCUGCCUGGUAGACUUAUUUGACAACUACCCGGAAUAUGUGUGUGUGACCAGUGGUAGUGAGAGCUACUGUGGAGUCAAGUCUGGUGAUGUGUUCAUCUCUUACAAGAUGAUCUGGCAGGAUGUGCGAGAGGCCAUGAAUUACGUCCACAUCUAUGGUGGCUUCAAGGAGAGAGUCCUGGCCAACUUGGAAAAGUAUGUGCAUAAGGACCCCAGGCUUCCAGUUUUCUUAGACAAGCUAAGGCAAGGUGGAAGGAAGAUUUUUGUGGCCACCAACAGCGGAUAUAGUUACACUAAGGAAAUGAUGACUUUCUUACUGGAGGAUCCUUCCAGUGAGAAGUGUAGAAGUUGGAAGUCUUACUUUGACUACAUCAUAGUGGAUGCCAAGAAACCACUGUUCUUUGAGGAGGGCUCCAUGUUGAGGGAGGUGGAUGAGGAGACAGGCUCUCUCAGACUGGGCGUGUUCUCUGGUGCACUGCAGCCGGGGAAAGUCUACAACGGCGGUUCCUCGGAUGCUUUCUGCAAGUACACAGGGGCUCAUGGGAAAGAGAUACUUUAUGUGGGGGACCACAUCUUUGGUGAUGUCAUCAAAGCCAAGAAGGAGCAAGCUUGGAGGACUUUUCUGGUCUUGCCUGAACUCAAUGAUGAAGUGGGAGUGUGGGAGAAUUGCCAGCCGCUGUUCAACAGGCUUCAGAACUUGGUGUUCAUUCUGGCCGAGAUGUACACUCAGGCAAACGAAAAGCAAGAUGGACUCAACAGCCUGCCUGACAUAAAUUCACUUCGCAAGGCCAUAAAGGUAACUGCCCAAGAAAUGGAGGACAGUUACCCUAGUCAGCUGGGGAGCUUGCUCAGAUGUGGGUCACGUCAGACUCACUUUGGUAACCAAGCUACUAGGUUUGCUGAUUUGUACGCCUCAAGUUGCCUCAACCUCGGCAACUAUCCUGUCAACUAUCUCUUCACUGCCCCUCAUCAAUUGAUGCCUCAUGAGAGUGUAGUAAGCUCUGCGUCAGACCCAAGGGGACCCCUAUCCCCUGACCUCUCUGCCAAACUGCUGGCCAAGUCAUCACAUUUAAAAACUGAGAAACAUGCCUUGGCGAGAGGGUUGUCCAUUAUUGAGACUGAUCUUGAUGAAGUUGAUACUCGAGUUGAUACCCUGAGAGAGUUGGCACAAAGCAAGCAAUGAAGUGGCAGAACGUUAUUUUUAGGAACCGGAAUGCUAUACAUUAUACUGUUGUUGUUCUGUAAAUUUUUAUGGGGUGUAUAAUUAUAGCUGUUUGCAGUGACAUCAAACUCAUGG
Messenger RNA from Halichondria panicea, 1884 nucleotides. Its product is annotated as cytosolic purine 5'-nucleotidase-like. The coding region runs from base 91 to 1770 and encodes 559 amino acids. The transcript is spliced from 21 exons. The record is from RefSeq and is a predicted model, not a curated record. NCBI's taxonomy places the organism in Eukaryota, Metazoa, Porifera, Demospongiae, Suberitida, Halichondriidae. Gene Ontology annotation, molecular function: 5'-nucleotidase activity.